AUGGAGUUUGGGGAACGGAAGAGAAGAAGGAAGUCGCAGAGCUUUAAACUGGUCACGGAUGAAGGUAGGCUGCUGAAUGAAUGUGAGACCUUGCAAGACGCGCGUCUGUGUCUGGUGUUUGUCUGGAGCUAUAUCACUAAUUAUAUACAAAUUUUUCCAAAUUUAGUUCGGCCGGGUGACAAGGGCAUGGAGAUCAAAAGGCAAAUCACAGGCAUGAUGAGGCUUCUGAACGAUAAGUCUGGCAGAGUAUAUCAGCGUGUUGGGACAGAGCAAGAAAGCUCAACAUCGGAGCCCCAGGAGAGGCAUCAGAGCCAGAUACAGCAGUUUCCAACCGUGUCUCUUGUGUCAGAGGACCACCAGAGUACCAACUGGAGCUCCACAGAAGACCCAGAGCCAUCAUCUUUAUCCACAUCCACCCCAGUCCCCAAUGGUCCAAGUUGUGGCCAACACAGCACAUGCUCCGCUCCUCUCAGGAUUCCCAACAGCGCGAAAGAUUCACCUAAAGCCACUGAAGCAAAUGAUGUGCCCCCCGCUGCUGUUCAGGAACCCCCAUGCUGUGUGUGUAACUGUAAGGGCACCCUGAGGGCUAUUCUGCAGGAGCUGCGUAGCAUGAGGAGGCUGAUGCAGACUCAGAAAGCAUCCUUUGAAAGGCAGGAGCAGGUGGCAUCAGGCUGCCAGCCUCGCCUUGGUCCUACCUCCACUUCUCGCUUCAUGCCCCGAAAGAGGAGGCCCAUGUAUAAGAUGGCUCCACUUAGUGUUUUCAAUAAUAGAAGAAGCACUCUUUCCUCUUUGGGGGCAUCAGGGCCUAAAGCUGCACCUGCUGAAUCCGUAAAAAGUGCAGAAUGUGAGAAACUGGACUCGUCCACCCCCGACAUGCACCCUGUCUCUUGUGACGUGUCUGUGCUGCCGUCCCAGAAGUAUCCAGCAACAGCGUGUGACACACAAAACCCUUUCCUGAACAAGCUAUGGGAGCCUCAGGUAUUAGAGUCCGAGGUGCGUCUCGCAGAAGAUUAUGAUGUGUUUAUCUCUAAAGCCCAGCUGGACUCCAUUCUGGUCAACUAUACCCGCUCUGGCAGCCUGCUGUUCCGCAAACUGGUAUGUGCUUUCUUUGAUGACGCUACCCUGGCUAACUCGUUACCAAAUGGUAAACGGAAGAGGGGGCUAAACGAUAACCGUAAGGGCCUGGACCAGAACAUUGUGGGUGCUAUUAAAGUGUUUACAGAGAAGUACUGCACAGAGCACAAAAUAGAGAAGUUGCCUGGGCCUCGAGACUGGGUCCAAAUCCUUCAGGAUCAGAUCAAACUUGCCAGGAGGAGGCUGAAAAGAGAUGCUGCAGAGGCUGAGAAAAACUCAAAUGGACCAUCCACAAGUAUUGAUGUCAUAUGAAGCUGUUUACACACAGCUAAGAAAGUUUUUUCAUUCACACUUUCCACGUCAUUGAUCUGUUGUUACUGUUUUGUAACAUUUUUCCAAGCGCCUCGCUUAGAGACUUGAACUUCUUUCUUCACUGUCAUAACACACACACACCCACU
Messenger RNA from Menidia menidia (Atlantic silverside), 1532 nucleotides. Lineage: Eukaryota; Metazoa; Chordata; Actinopteri; Atheriniformes; Atherinopsidae. The record is from the annotation of a GenBank genome assembly.